Molecule: messenger RNA, 2566 nt
Organism: Xiphophorus couchianus (Monterrey platyfish)
Lineage: Eukaryota; Metazoa; Chordata; Actinopteri; Cyprinodontiformes; Poeciliidae
Gene: rhoua
Product: ras homolog family member Ua
Exons: 4
Coding region: 298-1086 (262 amino acids)
Biological process (GO): small GTPase-mediated signal transduction
Molecular function (GO): GTPase activity; GTP binding
Source: RefSeq, a predicted model, not a curated record
UGUCACGGAGGGGGAGUUUGAUUUGGGACGGGUCUGUGCGCCGGACGCCUGGACGGACACUCACUGCAACUGAAUGAUAGUUAAAUCUCCUCUUUUAAAUCGGGAUUUUGUGGUUAAUAAUCACCGAACUGCGUAACUCCAGUACUUCAGGUCCCCAGAGAGAAAAGUUCAGGCUGCUUUUUGGUUCUGAACCAUGGAAGCCCAGAGGAAGCGGACAGCUUAUCGCCACUAGACCCCGUGGAGGAAAAGAAUGGACCGAGUGAAAACUGACCCGACCGAGGUGGACUGAUCCCCGCCAUGUCGCCCUCCUCUCCCUGCCAGGAGGGCUACAAGCCGGCGCCGGCGGCCCCCGCGCCGCCCGUCCCGCCGCGCAGGGUCCGGAGCAGGGACGAGGGCUCCGGAGGGAGGACGCGGCGGGCGGCCGCUCCGGAGAGGCGGGUGAAGUGUGUGCUGGUUGGGGACGGAGCGGUGGGGAAAACCAGCCUGGUGGUCAGCUACACCACCAACGGAUACCCCACCGAGUACGUCCCGACGGCGUUUGACAACUUCUCAGCGGUGGUGUCAGUGGACGGACAGCCGGUGAAGCUGCAGCUGUGUGACACAGCAGGACAGGAUGAGUUUGACAGGCUCCGUCCGCUGUGCUACACCAGUGCAGACGUCUUCAUGCUGUGCUUCAGCGUCGUCAGUCCCGCCUCCUUCCAGAACGUUCCAGAAAAAUGGGCCCCAGAGAUCCAUAAACAUGCCCCCUUCGCUCCCCUCGUCCUGGUGGGGACACAGUGCGACCUCAGAGAAGACGUCAAGGUGCUCAUCGACCUGGCGAAGUACCGGGAGCGGCCCGUGGACCCUUCGGAUGCCCGGGACUGUGCCAUGGAGAUCGGAGCCGUGGCCUACAUGGAGUGCUCCUCUCUGACCCAGAAGAACCUAAAGGAGGUGUUCGACACGGCCAUCCUGGCCAGCCUGCAGAAAUACGGCUCACGGAAACGCUCGAGAGGCAAACAGAAGCACCGAAAAAAGGCAAGGCAGACCCCGGACAAGGUGAAGAGUCUGUCCAAGUCCUGGUGGAAACGGUACUGCUGCGUGGCGUAGAGCAGACCUGGGACUGGAUCCGGCUCUAAUUCUGGGCUGGAGUUUUAAAGAAAACUAUAUAAAACCCUGACUGGAACGUGGAAUAUUGUGGAUGAGAUUUACUACUGAGCUUUGAGUCGCCUGGAGGAUUCUCUGGUGUUUAUUCACUUAGACUGGUUAAACACCAGUUCUGUUCUGGGACCAGUAAAAGAUGUGACAGAGUCAUAUCCAGGUUGCUUUUCUCUGGAUUUCUGGUCCACAAAUACCAAGGAAAAAAUAAACAAACAGACAAAACAACCUGCCUUUUUAUGCAUCCCAGAGGAAAACUGGAAUCUUUGUUGGAUGUAAUUAUUAUAAUCGAUGAUCUAAGCCAAACAACACACUGUCAGCUGACUGUAAAUUGUUCCCAAUUCUGGACUGGUUUAAAAUAAGAUCAGAAAGAGCUGCUGAUAGAAAGAGAGUCGCCCUCAGAGCAGACUUUGUCACGGAGGAUUUUACGACCCAGACAAGAUCGCCAGACACACAUGAAGUCAAAACAAGUCCGUCCUGACUUUAAUUCAGAGCCAUUGUUACUCUGAUGAGAGGACUCGUUGAGUAACCACAUCCUGAUUUUACACGUUCAGUUUUGAUUAUGAAUCAGCUUUUUGUUUGGUCUUAAACAGAACAAUUUGUACCAAAUUCAGGCUUAAUUUUUUUAUGCAAGCGCUCAAAUCAUAUCUAAUCUUGAUACGAACUCAUGCACAUUUUUGUCCUAUCAGAAGACACAAACUGUUCCCGCUUUGAUCAAAACUGAGAUUUCCAAACAACCCACAUUCUUCAUAUCUUUUUUUUUCUGUAGCAGCAAACAAACUAUUUCAUGUCUCUACGUUGGAAGGUAAUUUAUCAUCUUUUCCUCUCAAACUCAUCAGGACUGACAGUGAAAACAGAGCGAUGCCGGUUCAGGUUGGUUAGCUGUGAAAACGGGAUCAUUUCUUCUACACGUGUUUGGCUUGUAACUUAAACAAAGUGGUUUCAAACAUUUCCACUGCUAUAUGUGAUUUAUCCUUUCAGACUUGACUAUGAGCGUUUGCUGAAUCAGAUCCUCCAUGGUUAAAUCUAAAAUUAGCUAUAAUUAAUUCAUAAUGCAUUUGGCUAUCUUUGUUUCUUAAGAAAAAUCUAUUUUCUCUGUUAUAUUACUGGAUUUUAUUGUUAGUUACUGACACUCUGUCUAUAACGCAUAAAUAAUCUAUAAACCUGGUGUUUUUCUCUUUCUAAUAUUUCAUCAACUUUCUAAUAUUUCAUCAAAUGAAAACCACAAACUUUAAUGUUUUCUAUUUUUUGCGACAAACCAAGAUACAGUGAUGCAUCGAUAGGAAGAACAAAAGUAAAUCAUCGUUUCAGUUUGUUUCAACAGAUGAAAAUCUAAAAAGUGCGGUGGGCAUUUGUGCCCAGCUCCUCUAAGUCAACAGAGGGGAUAACAAUGCAUCAAAAGACGCAAAUAAACAGUUUGUUUUUAAAUAAA